This is a messenger RNA of Paramuricea clavata, 519 nucleotides long. The record is from the annotation of a GenBank genome assembly. NCBI's taxonomy places the organism in Eukaryota, Metazoa, Cnidaria, Anthozoa, Malacalcyonacea, Plexauridae.
ACACCACCAAAGUUCUCUCGAAAGUCCCAUCGAAAAUCGCUCAACUGCCCAAAAAAGGAAAACCAGCAAAGACAGCAGUGAAACGUAAACGCGUUGGGCUUGAUUCGGAUGACAAGGUAUGUGUAUACGAACUGAAAAAUAGUAUAACAAAGUUAUUGAAGUGUAUGCUUGAACACCACACAACAAUAACAUUUGAUGAAGCUGUAAUAAAAUGUACGACAGUUUAGUGGUAUGAUUGAACAUACUAGUCAGAGACUUUACAAUGUUAGCGUAUAGGGUAAUGUGUCACCACUUGUUAUAUGUGAAGCUAUUCUUUCCUUUUAGACUCGAAAAGCAAUGUCAUGUGUUAUAGCUAUUAUGUAUCAAAAUGAUAUAACUGCAAAAGAAGCCGUUUUAUCAUAUAGAAAGGAAAUGGAAGAAGAGUUUCCAUAUGACUAUGUAGAAUUAAUUAAGGAGGGUGAUGAUAAAGAACUAGAUGAUAUAUAUAAACAAAUGUUAAAUAAAAAUCUGUUGUGUUGA